ACCACAACCACACAGUCUACAACCCCAACGACCACGCCUACUACUACAACCGAGGGGCCAACCACAACCACACAGCCUACGACCCCAACGACCACACCUACUACAACCAAAGAGCCAACCACAACUACACAGUCUACAACCCCACCGACCGCGACUACCACUACAACUGAGGGGCCAACCACAACCACGCCUACACCGACAACCAUACCAUCUGUGCCCACCUGCCCUGAAUGGGGUGUAUCUCAAAAUGAGACCUUCUUAUUGUGCAACUGCACCAUGGCCAGGUGCAUUGAAAACAACACAAUUGAAAUAAUUCCAUAUGAAUGUCCACCUAUUGAGAACAUCACUUGUGCCAAUGGAAAUCAACCAGUUCUUGUGUUUGAUGAGUACCAUUGCUGCCAACAUUAUGUUUGUGACUGUGUAUGUGAAGGCUGGGGAGAUCCUCAUUACAUCACAUUUGAUGGAUUGUACUACACUUAUCAAGGAAACUGUACUUAUGUUUUGAUGGAAGAGAUUUUCCCAAAAUACAGUUUGAAGAUUUAUAUCGACAAUGUCUUCUGUGAUCCUGUUGAACGUGUGUCUUGUCCACGGUCAAUAAUUGUAUCAUAUGGUUCGCAUGUUCUCACACUCAUAAAUCAUAAUGUUAUUGGAGCACCUAAAUUGGAGGCACUAAAAGAUGGAAAACCAGAACAACUGCCUUAUUCAGACCAAGGUGUUAAGAUCUUGAAUUCUGGCAUUAACUUGGUUUUAGAGAUCCUUCGUCUCAGAGUGGUCAUUAGAUUUGGAAUAACUGGCUUUAGCGUUACCCUUCCAUUUGAAAACUUUGGCAGUAACACACAAGGCCACUGUGGAACAUGCAAUAAUAACCAAGCUGAUGACUGCAUGUUGCCUGAAGGCCAGCUGGUGGAAAGUUGUGCAGUUAUGGCUGACUAUUGGCCCGCAAAACACAUUCACCAACCCGACUGCAAGAUACCAUCUGAACCACCCACCGAAAUACCUGAACCUCGCCCAACCUUAACUCCAUGCAAGCCAGACUCUAUAUGUGACCUGCUUAAAAGCAGUGUCUUUGAAGAGUGCCAUCCUUUUGUUGCCCCUGACAAUUUCUACCGAGGAUGUGUUUUUGAUAGCUGCCAUGUUUCCAACCCAACAGUGGAGUGCACAAGCUUGCAGACAUAUGCUGCUGCCUGUGCUCAGGCUGGGGUUUGCCUUCACUGGAGGAACCACACCACAUUGUGCGCAAGUAACUGCCCAUCAAACAAAGUCUAUAAGCCAUGUGGUCCUGCACAACCACCAACCUGUCAAGACAAUCCAAAUGAACCAACCAUGAAUGUCAAUACUGAGGGCUGCUUUUGUCCUGAUGGAAUGAAACUCUUCAACACAGAGUCUGACAUAUGUGUUAAAAAGUGUGGAUGUCUUGAUCCUGAGGGCAUUCCUCGUGAGUUUAAUGAGAGGUUUGAAUACAAAUGCCAAAGCUGCAUCUGUGAGGAGUCCACCAAGACUGUCACAUGCAAGCCUAAGGUGUGCCCAGCACCACCUAUAGUAGACUGCACAGACCCAGGGUUUGUCACUGUCAACCAAACGAAUCCAUCAGACCGCUGCUGUUCUGUCUAUGUUUGCCAAUGUCAAAGCAACACUUGCCCAGUCAACAAUAUGAACUGUCCGGUUGGAUAUAUGCCUGUUGUCAGUGUCCCUGAGGGAAAAUGCUGCCCAGAACAUACAUGUGACCCUAAGAGAGUUUGUGUCCACAAAAGUGUUGAAUAUGAGCCUGGUUCCACAGUUCCUGCGACUGCAUGCCAAGACUGUAUCUGUACCAAUGUGGUGGACCCUAAUUCUGGUUUAUUGAAAAUAACUUGUGAGUUUCAGCAAUGCCAAGAAAAGUGUGAGAUGGGAUUUGAAUAUGUGGAAGGUCAUUCAGGCGAAUGCUGUGGAAAGUGUGUACAGACAGAGUGUGUCCUCAGUGUUAAUGGUACCACGAAACUCAUGAAGCAAGGAGAAACCUGGUCACCACCUGGGAAUAAGUGUGAGUAUCACACUUGUGUUAAGACCGGUGAGGAUUUAACAUUGGUCACUUCACGCAUUGUUUGCCCACCAUUCCACCAGGACAACUGUCAACCUGAUACAAUUCAGACUGCAGCAAAUGGCUGCUGUAAAACUUGUGUGGAGAAGGAGAAGGGCUGCAAGUUAAUGUCCAUGAAAACCUUCAUUUUGCACAAUGGCUGUCAGUCCUACCAGGAAGUAGCUAUGCCAUAUUGUGAAGGAUCCUGCAACACUUUCACCAAGUACUCUGAAACAGCAGCUGCUAUGCAGCAUUCUUGCUCCUGCUGUAAGGAGACACGUUCCAGCAAUCGCACAGUUGACUUACACUGCUUGAAUGGGGACGUGGUGCCCUACGCAUACAUCCAUGUGGAGGACUGUGGCUGUGGUAACACAGACUGCACCAUAGCCCAUCGACAGCCUACUCGCAAGAGGCGAAGCUUCUCACUGGUGUAAUGAAAAAAAAUCUGUCCUCACGUUAAUGGCUGUGUGAUGCAAAUGUUCUUCUCAUAUUG
This is a messenger RNA of Monopterus albus (swamp eel), 2549 nucleotides long. RefSeq names its product intestinal mucin-like protein. NCBI's taxonomy places the organism in Eukaryota, Metazoa, Chordata, Actinopteri, Synbranchiformes, Synbranchidae. The record is from RefSeq and is a predicted model, not a curated record. Bases 277 to 2490 code for a protein of 737 amino acids. The transcript has 18 exons. Gene Ontology annotation, molecular function: protein binding.